Lepisosteus oculatus (spotted gar) is the source of this 3670-nucleotide messenger RNA. The record is from RefSeq and is a predicted model, not a curated record. NCBI's taxonomy places the organism in Eukaryota, Metazoa, Chordata, Actinopteri, Semionotiformes, Lepisosteidae.
GGUGCCAAGCUGGAAAAAAGGAGUUCAGCUGGUAAUGAAGCGAAUGUGCGAGUGAGGUAUACUCUUGUCUGCUGCAAAACAAGUUUUAAAAAUGCAUCCUACGUGCAUUGCGGCUGCGGCAGGCGGUAUUUAGAUCAGAGUCCAGGGUGUGAAUUACCUGCCGUUUAAAGAAGGCACAGGAUCAAGCAGAAAGCAGGGAGAACCGAGGAUUUGGUUAUUACUGCUCGGAUAACAAUGUAGUUCUUGUUUAUCCGGCUGGGCAGCUACUGUAACUCUCCGCCCACAGUUAGACAAAACCCUAAGGUAGGUGAGGCUCUCGUGUCGAAAUCCGUGGUCGCGCCGUGCAUUGCUGAGCAAGGCAGUUUAACUAGCUCUUCACAAAGUGCGCAGGUUGCUUUUUUCGAAGUGCUUGUGAUAGCGGCACCCUUGUUAUCCUGUCGAGUAUGCUAAGUUGUGGACGCUGUGCUGAGCGACAGACAUACCUGAGGGACACCACUCUCAAGUUUUGAAGAUCAUGGACAUCAGUGGAUAUUUAACGAUGGGGGGGGCGAUUGCAGAUCGCAUUUGGUUGAUAACUCAUGAAGCACUGCAGCAGGGCCUCGUGGUUUAAAGAAGAGAAGGACAGGUGACAAACUGCUAACCCAACACGAAAAGCAAGUUUUCUCUUCGUUAGCUUAACCUCCCGGAGUCGUGCAGGUGAGGGAGAAUGUCCGACCCAGGCUUGUGAAUUCAGGCUCCCUGAGACCUCCAUCUCCUUCUGAGGAAUCCGAAGAACAAACGUCAGAGGAGAUGGAUGCGGAGAGCGGGCGGGUGUUUUUCGGCCAGCAGGGGGAGGAGGAGGAGGAGGUGAUGGCCGAGAGCAGUCUGGGGGCGGAGGGGCCCUUCUCCUACCCCGAUGCCCUCUGUGGGGGCGCGGAGAAAACGCUGGAAGAGUGGGCGCUGGAUCCCCACUGUGGGCUGAACGACAGCGAGUCGGAGGACAUCCUUCACGCCAUGAUCAACCCCAAUGAGGUGUACCCCUCCUCCGGGGCGCCCCUCGAGUCUCCCUCCGAGAGCGACAGCGGCAUCUCCGAGGACCCCCGCUCGGACAGCCCCCCCGGCGGCGAGCCGGCCCCCGGGGGGCCCCCCUGCGCCCCGCCCGCCGUGUACCAGGUGGUGUACGACAUCAGCGGCCUGGACGGCGUCAGGACGGAGCCCGCGCAGCGCAGCGUGGACGUCAUCUCCAUCGAGCUGGAUGCCUGGAAUUCCCAGAUGCUGAUCCCCGAAUCCUGCAUCGUCAACGAGCUGCCUAUGAUUCCAGCGGGCAAACCCGGCACCUCCCUCCCCUCGCCUGCUGGCCCCGGAGAUUCCCACAUUGCGGAUAAUUUCCCGCUGUAUCCGGAACUGUGCCUGACGGAAGAGGAGCAGAAGCUCCUGACCCAGGAAGGAAUCUCUCUGCCCAACAACCUGCCCCUCACCAAGGCAGAGGAGCGGAUCCUGAAGAAAGUUCGCCGAAAGAUCCGCAAUAAGCAGUCGGCGCAGGACAGUCGCCGGCGGAAGAAGGAAUAUAUCGACGGGCUGGAGAGCAGGGUGGCAGCCUGCUCCGCGCAGAACCAGGAGCUGCAGAGGACGGUGGAACAGCUGGAGAAGCACAACAUGUCACUGUUAGCCCAGUUAAGGAGGCUGCAGUCUCUGAUCAAACAGACGGCCACCAAGGCAGCUCAGACCAGCACCUGCAUCAUGAUCAUCAUCUUCUCCCUGGCUCUGAUCCUCUUCCCCAGCUACAGCCCCUUCCGCUGGGGCCCCGCGGCCGCGGAGGAGCCCUACGCUCCCAGAGGGGUUAUUUCCAGAAACAUCCUCACCGAUUCAGCUGCCUCCCACGAACUGGACGUUGGCCAUGAUAUCGAAGCUGGACAUGACCUCCCGCCCUCUUCGGCGGUCGGCGGCCAAUCGGACGACCCCGGCCCGCCCCCGGUACUCUUUCAGCAGCCAAUCGCAGGCCCGGAGGCUGCCACCCCAGAGGGAGCUGUUCAGGAGCAGAGCCAACCCAGGAAUGGGUCGUUAAAGGAAGAGGGAAGGACUAACGAGCUGGCGAUGAGUCUGGCAGCAGGGAAGGGACAGGGGCCAGCGAGUGCGGACUCUGCGAAGCCCGCCCACGCCGAUGAAAUGUAGAUGUCCCUGUUUUUUUUUUCCAAAAAGUAGGAGGAUGCAAGAAUUGCUUUUUUUCCCCACCAAGUACUUUGUAGAAGAGGAGCGACCAAGUCCAUUCUUCAGUGUUACAAGGCGCUUUCCGACUUUCAUUCCAUCUGGGAUUCCGUUUCCAAAUACUGACUUUUGAUGGUGAUUUUUAACUGUUUUGUUUUUUUUGCUCACCCUGGAGCAUUUGAGUUGCACUUCUGUAGUGCACUGCUCAUCACAAUCCACUCUCAGCAGAACCCAGCGAUCAAACACUGGGGCUGGAGAAAACCAAGUGUGCAGCAGUAUAUCAAACCCCACUCCAGCCUGACUAUAGAGUCAUCCUCAUUUAGGCCUGGAGGGAGGUGUCCGUCUUUAAACAAACCACCAUUUAGAGCUUGGCAUGCGAUAGGGCAGUUGCUCUGGAGUGGCUCUUGUUGUGAAGGAGGAGGGCGUGAGUUUGGGUUAAUUUCUCCUCCCAAGAAAUGCCUCUUCCUGUAGGAGGGUGAUUGCCCAUUGCACAACAUACUCCAUUGGCCUAUUGAUGGCACACCCUGAUCUCUGAUUUACCUUCCAAAAUCUGAGCAGACUGGGGAUUGACUUAUGAUAACCCAUCUAGUAUCAUGAAAGACUGUGGAUCUGAUGAAGUCAACUGGGCCAUCAUUGUGCUAGAACUAUUUUAACUUUCUUAUUUUUCUUUUCAAGGAAGAACGGUCUUGAGUAGGCUGCAGGUGAGCAUGAGCUGAAAAGGCAGACCAUGAGAGCUCACAGCCUGAGACAAGGAGGUGGUGUGGGGCUGGUUGCGUGUUAAGCGGAUGUGGGAUUGAAGUGCUGUGGUGUGUUAAGACAAGGCAUCAGUUUGGAUUCUCGGGCAUUAUGGGACUUGUAGGUUAGCGCAGUUUGCCAACAGAGAACAGGACAAGAAGAACACGUGGACUUGUAUGGCACAAGGAUAAGGAGAAAGUUUUGCAUCACCAGGAGAAGAGGGUUUACAGUCACCUGCCAGCUCUCCUUGCUGCUGGAAUUGAUCUUUCUUCAUCAGUUAAGUGAUGUUUAGCAUUCAGUGGCGCCAGGAAACAACGGUACUGGAUCAGGUGUGUGUAGGUCCAGUAAACCUGCAGUUGGAAUAAGUGUCUACAGCACAUACUGAUCCGAACCACUGUAAGCAGCUCGUUGAGACGCCUUGUACAGAAAUGUUUACAUCUGUCCCAUGAGCAAAUGUAAACUUGUAAUGGUAGAUUUUCUUCAGUCUUGCAUGGGCCUCAUCCCAGCGAGGCCUUUACACAUUGAGACACACUGUGUAGACAGUCUUGGUGGAGUCUGCAUUCAUAAGUGAGUGUGUGUGUGUGUGUGCACAUGUACACCUGUACUUACUGCUCUUCAUACCUGCUCAGUAACUUCUAUUGGACCAUAUGGGUAACCACCCAGUUCCUCAGCCUUCAGAAUGACUGGGAUCCUACUGCUGAAAUAUUUUAUUUUCUGUAUUUAUUUUGUAUAAAGGGGAGAAUAUGAAGAA